Molecule: messenger RNA, 528 nt
Organism: Uranotaenia lowii
Lineage: Eukaryota; Metazoa; Arthropoda; Insecta; Diptera; Culicidae
Product: microtubule-associated protein Jupiter-like
Exons: 1
Coding region: 1-528 (175 amino acids)
Source: RefSeq, a predicted model, not a curated record
AUGUCUGAUAAUUUGAUAGAAUUAACCGUUCCUGAUGUCGAACCAGAAACGGAUCGUCCAAAAUCAUCCAGUGGUAGUAGCAUAAAGAGUGAAAUAUUUACUGAAGAUGCUGUUAAGAAGGGAACAACUGUGCAACGUCGGAUUCUGCCGGGUCAUGAUUCGUACAACCGUUUGUUCGGAGAAUACAAGCGCCCGCCAACACCGAUAAGAAAUCAUCAGAAAAGUACAAUUUUCGACAGUUCGGAAAAGUCGACACCGAAAGUGACACCGAAUCAUAUGAAAAGUACCAUAUUUGAUGUUACUGUUCAAGAUUCCGUUAAACAUGAGGAUUCUCAACGACGAACUUUCCCAACACACAAUUCUCAUGAUCGAUUGUUUGGAACAAAAAUCGACACUCCGGAUGGCUCGAAUGACCAGCCGCCGAAGCAGCCUUCAGACGCAGGAAUGGAAAACGAAGUGGCUUGUAACGGAAUAGGAAGUACCAGGAACAGAAUUCCCCCAGGUGGUCAUUCUUCCGGAUUAUGGUGA